CUCGAACGUGAGGCCGGUGAUCUUGAGGUAGCCGCACAGGAACGAGUUGGCCUCGUCGACGUGCUGGAAGUUUUAAUUGAAAGGGGAAUCGCAAUCUUCUUCAAUUGAAAAAAAAAUAAGAUUAUGGGAACAACAUUUGAUAAAUCUGCAAGCAGAGUGCAUUCAGUCUCUCCGGAGUCAAAAUGAAGUUUGCAGUACUUGCUCUGUUGGCGUAUUUUCUGGUAGUGUUAAGUGAAAACUUAAGCGAAGAAAAGAUUUCAGAACGAAUCGCCAAGCUGGAGACGCUCGGUGAAAUCUUGACGCAGAAUCAAAAAUCGCUAAAUAAUCAGAUUGGAGUCAUCGAAUCAAGUUUAUCGCUGAUAACCGACAAUACCAGGAAAAUUCUAGACAACCAGCUGGAAAAGAUACCCGCCAUAUCGUCCUGCAAGGAACCGCUCAAAUCGGGCAUAUUUCGGUUGCGGAAUCCCAAGCUGAAAGUCUACUGCGAGAUGGACUCGUUCGACGGGGAUUGGCUGGUGAUUCAGCAGCGAGUGGACUACACGCUCAGCUUUAACCGAAGUUGGGCCGAGUAUCGGGACGGAUUCGGAACGGUUGGGAAAGAGAGCGAGUUUUGGCUCGGGCUGGAGGCCGUUCAUCAGAUCACGAAGGAUGGAUCGUGUGAGCUGGCUGUUGAUUUGAAGGACCAAUCAGGACACUACCAAUAUGCACGAUAUUCUAGCUUUGGAUUGGCGGGAGAAGAUCACCGGUACAGACUUACGGUUGGAGGGUACUCGGGAACUGCUUUCUACAAUUUUGUCAAACUUAACAAUUACUCGUUUAUGACAUACGAUUUUGGCAGCGAUAUAAUCGAUCAGAAAAUCUGUUACUUGCACCUCAGCAGUGGAUGGUGGUAUUGCAAUUGUAACUGCAACCUCAAUUAUCCAUCCACCUAUCGGAAUGAUGAAUGCACUAAGUUUUCCUAUUCAAGAAUGAUGAUUCGUUGCGAAUGAGUUACUUCGGACAUCGUGAAUUGCUGUUCUUAAAAAUUA
Molecule: messenger RNA, 1028 nt
Organism: Culex quinquefasciatus (southern house mosquito)
Lineage: Eukaryota; Metazoa; Arthropoda; Insecta; Diptera; Culicidae
Product: ficolin-1
Exons: 4
Coding region: 183-989 (268 amino acids)
Source: RefSeq, a predicted model, not a curated record